AUGGAUGCGGACACUGAAUAUUUUUCGAGUGCAUCCGAGAAGUCUUCAUUGGAAGACUCGUCUCAAUAUGAAGCAUCAGAAGACGAAAUAUUCCACGUAUCGCCCACGAUAAGGCGGCGCCGAAUCGAACCGGAUACCGAGGAUGAAAUGGAUAUCGAAAAUGAAAAUGAACAUAAUAUAGAGGAUAACGAAUGGUCAAAUAAUAUAACACAAACUGCAGCAAGUGUAAUCCCAUUUGUAAAAUCUAGAACUGCUGUACAGAUCGAGGGUAAUCAGCCAUACAGUUUUUACGUUGCCUUUCUUACGGAAGAAAUUCUACAAAUAAUUGUUGAUGAAACCAAUAGAUAUGCUGAACAAUAUAUGCAAAAUAGAAGAUCCGUUCGUGUAGAUAAAUGGAUACUAACCGACAAAAAUGAAAUGAGACGAUUUUUCGGGCUACUAAUAUGGAUGAGCCUAGUCAAGUUACCAAAAUAUGACGCAUAUUGGUGUACCAAUAACACCUACUGCCAAUCUUUUCCAAGAACAGUUAUGUCGAGAAAUCGGUUUGAGUUGUUAUUACGAUUCCUUCAUUUUACAAAUAAUCAAACGGCAAACACAAAUGAUAGACUGUACAAAUUAAGACAAAUUGUUGAUAUACUAAAUCAAAAUUUUUCUAAAUACUAUGAUUUAGAUGAAGAGAUAUGCAUUGACGAGUCACUGGUACCUUUCCAAGGACGCAUAAAGUUCAGGCAAUUUUUGAAACAGAAACGACAUAAAUACGGCAUCAAAGUCUUCAAAAUGUGUUCAGGCCAAGGAUAUACAUACAAAUUUGAAAUAUAUUCGGGAAAAAACUUAGAUGCGCCAUGUGUAACCCCCACAAAUGUUGUAAUGAAUAUAUGCAACAAUAUUCUUCAUAGAGGCCACACAAUUUACACCGAUAAUUGGUAUACAAGUAUAAAUUUAGCUGAAAAAUUAAUUGAUUGCAAUACUCAUUUAGUAGGAACCUUAAAAAAAGAUAGAAAGGGAAUACCUGUUGACAUCAAAUUUAAAAAAUUAAAACGCGGUGAACUUAUUGCAAUGCAAAAUAAGAAGGGGAUUACGGUCCUCAAAUGGAGAGACGAGCGUGACAUUUUUAUGAUUUCGACGAAACAUUCGGCUGAAAUGGUAGAGGUCCGCAAAAAAAAUUAUGUUUGUGAUAAACCAAUGGUAGUGGUAGAUUACAGCAGAGGAAGAUGUGCUGUAGAUUUAUCAGAUCAAAUGAUAGCAUAUUCUACACCACAUAGAAGAACCCUCAAGUGGUAUAUAAAAUUAGCUUUAGAGUUAUUGUUUACAUCAAUUUCAAACGCGAUGAUACUCUAUAAACAAGCAACAAAAACAAAAAUCAAGGUAUCAGAUUUUAGAAUGGCACUUGCAAUGCACCUUACACAAUGCCACUCACCAGAGCCGUCAGAUAUACUUAUUCGACAAAGGUUGCGACACGAAAUGCAGAAGAAAGAAGGGCAAGCGUACCUGGCACGAAAAUUUUGCAGAGAGUGCUAUAAAAAAAAUGUUAAACAGUUAGGGUCAAAAAUUGCUAAGAAUCGCACCAAAAAGGUGACCACCUAUUGUCCAGAUUGUAUUGAUGAGCCACAUUUAUGUUUAAAGUGUUUUAACACAGUGCACCGUUAG
This is a messenger RNA of Bombus huntii, 1647 nucleotides long. RefSeq names its product piggyBac transposable element-derived protein 4-like. Bases 1 to 1647 code for a protein of 548 amino acids. The transcript has a single exon. Lineage: Eukaryota; Metazoa; Arthropoda; Insecta; Hymenoptera; Apidae. The record is from RefSeq and is a predicted model, not a curated record.